ACUGAUAAAACCUCACUGUUAACCUCAGUUUAGCUCGGGCAUUUAAACCCCACGGCAUACACUGAGCCAAGCGGUGUGCCUUUAAGAAAACGGAACUAACCCUUUACUCGUGACGUUGGGCUGCCAGGCUCUGCAAGUCUGUGGGCAGGAAGUGCCAGCGAACAACGCGCUGAUGAUCACGCUCUCCAGUAUAGAGAAACAGAAAAGGAGAAGACGGCGUGCAACAUGACAAUAGAAAAACACAUGUCUUGGAUUGUCUUUUUUCACACCAUCAAAUCGAAAACCAAAGGGACUUGAGUCACCAGCGGCCGCGGACUUAUUGUCAAAAAAACUCGCGUGCCCUCAGUGCGAGAGCGAACACCAGGAGGGAAGCAGACAACUGUCGACUACAAGGCAGGGGGGACUGAACUGAGCGAGGAGCCAUGAGAGAAUACAAAGUGGUCGUACUCGGGUCCGGUGGAGUGGGCAAGUCUGCGCUGACUGUUCAGUUUGUUACGGGUUCCUUCAUUGAGAAGUAUGACCCGACAAUCGAGGAUUUUUACAGGAAGGAGAUAGAAGUGGACUCUUCUCCGUCGGUACUGGAGAUCCUGGACACUGCGGGCACAGAGCAGUUCGCUUCCAUGCGAGAUCUCUACAUUAAAAACGGGCAAGGGUUCAUACUGGUGUACAGCCUGGUGAACCAACAGAGUUUCCAAGACAUCAGGCCAAUGAGGGAUCAGAUUAUCCGCUUGAAACGGUACGGAAGAGUGCCCAUGAUCUUGGUCGGCAAUAAGGUGGACUUGGAAAGCGAGAGAGAAGUCUCUUCCGGCGAAGGCAAGGCGCUGGCUGCGGACUGGAAUUGCCCGUUCAUAGAAACCUCAGCAAAAAACAAGUCGCUAGUCGACGAGUUGUUUGCCGAAAUUGUGCGGCAAAUGAACUACACAUCGGCACCUCAUCGAAAAGAUCAGUGUUGCUCUUGCGUCGUGUUGUGAAGAUUCUGACGGUGAAUGCGUAACUGCAACACAGCACCCCCAAGAAAACUUUUCUGUUGGAGGGAACAAGCGAGACACAGUGUUGGGCGCGCCUGGAAGAGUUGUUGUAGCCUAUUGCACCGUCGUAGUCAGCCCAGCAUUACUUGUUUACAUGGGAAUAAGUACUUGAAUGUUAUUCACACACAAUGGAAAGACUUAGAUGUUACAUCAUGCUUCCUGGCUGCCUCUAUGGAUACUUUCAAUCUUAUCUCCACAUCAAUGCGAGUAUUUGGAUCAACUCCUAUUUUAUAACAGAUGAUUAAUCACUUUUUUUGCGGAGAAUCUGUUCUUGCACCAUGGGGCGUGCCCGGCACAGGAACUGAUGAUGUGUAUUUGAGGAUCAGCUGCGACUUUUAAGAGCUUUUGAUCUGUCUGCAAAGAUGUGAAGACUGGCUGACUUUACCUCCUGUUGUUGAUUGCCAGAGGACUUGAUUGAACACUCACUCAAAACACUGGCGUCCUAACGUGAAAAGUAUAGAUGAGAGCAGUCACAAAACAGUGAUCUUGACACUGUGUUGUGGAGACCAGUGCUAUAGAGCCAAAUCGCCUCUACUACUUGCUGCAAGAAUUGUAGCCUACCCAAGAAUAUUCUGUCCACAUCCACACCCUUGGGUUGAAAUCAGGGUUAAAAUUUUCCUCCAGACUUUAAACAACAACAACAACAACAGCCUUUUGCUUUGUGCUUUUGCAAGUGAAGACUUGGGCAGCAAGUCCAGUGCCUUAAAUUCUUAUUGCCAUGUUUGAGUGCCAAUCUAAGGAAUAUUUCUUCGUACUAUUUUGAUUGUGAUGAUCCGCUUAUACAGGCUCUUUGGGUGGACAGCCCAGCCAGCUGAAGCUUUCUAAUAAGUGACAUGGGUGAAAGAGGUUAGCCAGAGUGUUGGCCCUUUUUUUAGAAGAAACAAAGUGGUACUACCCCUUUCUGACCAUAAACCAAACCACUUGUUUGUUUUUUUACUCAGUUGACACUUUUUUGUAUAUUGAAAAACAUUUGUGUGUGUGUGUGUGUGUGUGUGUUGAAAUGUGUGUUGUAAAAUUGAAAUUCAUUUGUGAUAUUUUACCAUAGUUCAGCUCUUUUGAGUAACGUUUAAUGCAAAUAGCUUUUUAUAUGAUGAACAAAAGACAGUGUUUGUAGAAUUUUAAAGUGAUUGGGUUGAGAGUCAUUGUAUGUGUCAGAGGACAAGUCUUCUCACACGUAAGCAUCUUAAAAAUGCUAAAUGGUGUGUUGUCUAGCACACCCUUGCUGUCAAGGAAUCCUAUAGGCUACAUGUUUAUGAUCCAAAGCACAUUUUCUACUUGGGCAGUAUUUUUCCGGCAAGCGUUAUUACCAUUUUUCUGCUGUUUCUAAAUCAGAUGAUGUGACUCAUAAUAACCUAUGGCUCUAUUGCGGCUUCCUGGCGCUAUGACCAAUAAAAGUAUUGUGAAAUAAUGUGA
Molecule: messenger RNA, 2441 nt
Organism: Engraulis encrasicolus (European anchovy)
Lineage: Eukaryota; Metazoa; Chordata; Actinopteri; Clupeiformes; Engraulidae
Product: ras-related protein Rap-2b-like
Exons: 1
Coding region: 423-971 (182 amino acids)
Biological process (GO): Rap protein signal transduction; negative regulation of cell migration
Cellular component (GO): plasma membrane
Molecular function (GO): GDP binding; GTPase activity; GTP binding
Source: RefSeq, a predicted model, not a curated record